Mitosporidium daphniae is the source of this 240-nucleotide messenger RNA. RefSeq lists its product as uncharacterized. NCBI's taxonomy places the organism in Eukaryota, Fungi, Microsporidia. The record is from RefSeq and is a predicted model, not a curated record. The annotation marks the transcript as partial. The transcript has a single exon.
CGCUAUCCGGUUGCCUCUCCUCCCUCAGUAGCAACAUCGUAUUCGUUUGCCAAGGACAGGAAAUUGACAGCAGUUUACGCCAUCUUUGACCUGCUUCGAUUGCCAAUUGAUAAAAUCGAUCAGUAUUACGACGAGUAUCAAAUUAGCGGUCUAUUAUCUAAUGUAGAGGCGGAAUUUCAACUGUUGAAGGCCUCUAUUGGCUCUGAUUCCGAUAUUGAUGAUGAAAUAAAAUAUGCCUAA